AUGACAGCUCCUAGCUCGUCCGCAACUCCGGCGUCUCCGGAUUCCACAACAACCGUUCGAACGGCCAAGAAGGUUGCUUCGGGACUUCAAUCAAAAGUAAUUCAGAUGGCAGAAGAUCGAUCGCGAACCACAAGACCAAUAGCACCUCCAGUACCGAUCAAAGUCAUCCCGUACGAGUUUAUUGGAACGGGCGCACUUCUAGGGACGGGAAGUUUCAGCUCAGGUUUUGCCAUUAAGGAACUGUUUGAAGAACCAUCGGAAGGCUUGGUCAUGAAGAAACUACGACCAGAAGUCUUGAGAAGCCCAGUGGUAUUUGCAGCCUGUGCAGCGGAUCUAAAGAUGGAAGGGAAUAUUUUGGCUACCAUGAGUCAUCCGAAUGUCGUGCGGUUAGAAGCAUGGAGUUGUGAAAAUAUGAUUGAAGAAUACUUGCGGGGAAGUUAUGUUUCAUCGUAUCUGAUACUGGAGCGGUUAGACGAAACUCUGGAAGAUCGUAUGAACAAGUGGACCAGGAAGAGCCCCGCCUUUUGGCACAAGUUUUCAAGGCGAAAAGUUCUAAUGCACACGAUGCGUCAACACGAAAAGUGCAUCCACAUAUGGAGACUGGCCCAAGCACUCGAGCAUAUUCAUUCGUAUCGGGUGCUACACCGUGAUCUGAAGCCAGCCAACAUUGGAUUCGAUUCCAAGGGGACGCUGAAGCUGUUUGACUUUGAUUUAGCUCGAGUAUUGCCAGAUUUGGACGAAGGGGAUCCGGACAAAGCAUACCAACUUACUGCACUCGUCGGUUCUCGUCGAUACAUGGCGGCCGAAGUGAACCAUGGUCAACCGUACAAUCUAAAGGCUGACAUCUGGAGUUUUGGAGUCCUUGCCUAUCAAAUGCUAACGAACAUAAAGCCAAACGGGGGAAUCGACAGAGAUUAUUCCAAGACCAACAAAAUGAUUCCAAGCGAUUGGAGCGAGGAACUAAGAUCUGUCAUUUCUAGGUGUUGUCGACAGAAUCCAUUGGAACGACCAUCCAGUGAACGGAUACAAAAACAGCUGGAACAACAGUAUGGUAGUCAAUUAUUGGUAAAAAAUCUAUCUGAUCAAGAGGAAGGGCCAACACAGUAA
Cylindrotheca closterium is the source of this 1107-nucleotide messenger RNA. The record is from the annotation of a GenBank genome assembly. Lineage: Eukaryota; Bacillariophyta; Bacillariophyceae; Bacillariales; Bacillariaceae.